AUGGGCUCCCUGUUUCAGUUGCGCGACUUCUGGUACACCUCCUUUCCAGGGGAGGAGUUCAGCCCUUCCGCCGUGGUCCUCGCCGACCCAGAUGUCAGUAAUCUCUUUGACAAGAUUGUACUGGGAUCCUACCAAGGCAUGCUGCGCAUUCUGAACCCGAGUGCGAUCGAGGGCCCAAUGCUGCCCAGCGAUGUGCUGCUUGAAAAGAAGUACGAUAAGCCUAUCCUGCAGCUGGAAUGCGGCCCUUUCCGCCCCUUCAAGUCUGGCGUUCCGCCGAACAUUCUGGCGGUGCUCUUUCCGCGCACGCUCAUGUUCCUCGAGGUUACCGCGCACGGCAGCGACACCGCUGGCAACGACCUGUCUGCGGAGGUGUCGUCGUCGUCCACCGCGGACGCGCAGCUGCGUCAUCGCUAUCCGCACGGCAGCGGCUCCAAUUUGCCGGACGCCUUCUCCUCGCUCAAGGAACUGGGUGCUUUCUACACCCUAACGGUUCAGAGCGAGGCUCACCUCCAGUCCACUGCCUACAACUUCGCAUGUGGCUGCUUCGGCAACAGUGACUACAAGAUGGUCUGUGUUCAGUCGAUGGAUGGCCUGCUGACGAUUCUGGACUACUGUGGCGUGUUAUACCGCACCUUUUUGCCGCAGAAUCAAUUUCUUAUUCCUGGCCCGCUGCAGUACAGCAUGCACCGGGAUGCCUUGCUGACAUGCAACACGUCCAUGUUUCUGCUGAGCUACAGCUUCAGCUCUCUGGUCUUGAACAGCACCGCGGAAGAUGUGGCGGCAACGACCGGUGGCGCCGUGACCGCGAGUCGCUUCUCCAGCCUUUGCCCACUGUGGACGUUCAAUCUGGGUGAGGACGCGGUCGACAUCGCGGUAUGCCGUCUUACGCGUGGGUUGACGCGUGAGGAGGCCGAUGUUGUGGUGCUUUGCACCUCUGUCCUGUACGUCCUGAGCGAGAGCGGCGCGCCGCGCAUGAUCCGUCGACUUGACGUGGAGGCGUCAACCCUGUGCGUAUACCCGCUCCCAGGCAUCCAGUACGACAACCUACUCGUCGGAACCUUCAACGGUCUCGUGCAAGUCUACUCGGACACGGAGCUGCAGUGGAGCGCUGCUGUCGCCAGUGGUGCCGCUCCGCUGCAGCUGACGGUCGCCACGCUGUGCGGCGUUGAAGGCAUGAUUCUAAAUCUGGCCUCCGACAGCUCCCUUAGCAUCAACUACCUUGGCACCGACCCCGUCGAUCAGCUACCGGAGUCGCUGGAGACGAAGUCCAUCCCCUACACAGAGAUUUUGAAUGACCUGAAGCAGUAUGAGCAGCUCAUUCAUCAGUGCACCAGCGAUGCUGCGAGUGCUGCCGAGGACGGCGACGAGGAUGACCCGCUCGCCAUCCCCGGCAUGUCGCUCUCGUCCACGGGUGAAAAAAGCAAGAAGAAACGGGGUGCCAGCAAAGCGGAGGAGGAGGCAGCGUCGUCAGUCAUCCAGACGGCAGGUGCGCCAAGUCCAAGCAAUGCCGGUGUCGCGACGUCCCUGUCCAUCACAAGCGAGUUUUCGCGCAUCAACACAACUGACAACAGCGCCGAAUUCACCGUCACACUGCAGACGCGCCAGAACCAGGUCGAGGCGGUCUCUCUGGUGCUGCAGGCCGUAUCGCCAUUAUCGGCGACGCCGUCUCAGUGCGUCAUCGAGCAGAUUACCCCAGGGCGCAGCAUUCAGCGCACCUUCACGGUCCGCGCCGUUCAGGACAGGGACCUGAUCAUUCCCUCAUCGCUGGAUGUCGUGGUUGUGGCUGUGUACCGCGGUCAACGUCGCGAGUACGAGACGAUGCAGCACGUGGCACUGGCACCGCUCCCACUGGUGGCUCGCCCCGUCGCCCCCGUCAAGAACACGGCGUUUUCCAUGCAGCUCAACACCGACCAGCGCCAGCCACCGUCGCUCAUUGACGUGUUUGCUGACAUGGUCCCUCUUGGACAUGUGACGGUGAACGUCCUCUCGCUGCACUACCUGAACGGUGCGGAUGCAACGGUGCUCGUUUCCAAGAAUGCGGCGCGAUUCAAGCUGCAGGGAUCCACGAUGGAGGGAUUGUGGCUGCUUGCCGCGGAGCUCACGCGACGCGUACGACGCUGCUGCAAUGGCACUGUUCCAUUGAAGUUCGAGAUCCCGGAUGAUCUACCAGUGCCUGACUUCCUCGGGGUUGUGGACACGCACUGGGCGAUUCGGCGCGAAAUGGUGGCCGCCUCGGCGGCGCUUGACGACGCUGCCGCGCUUUUCCGCGCCGUGGAGAAGCGACUGUUGGCACGCUUCCGCGACCGCAGCCCAGCUGACGCGACGGCGUUGGGCGUUCUUUUUCAAGAAGGCUACAGGCUGCUCAGGGAGAGGGCAGAUGCGGUGACGCGGGCGAAAACGCGGCUGCGACAGGCCUCGGCCAUGCUGAACUGCUGCGCGCAGCUUUUCUGGUUCUGCCUGGAGAUCAAAUCCCCAUCGCUUUCCCCGCAAGACGCGGAAACCCUCUCGGCGCUGUUCCGCUGCUCCGUCUCCGAUGACGACGACGGAGGCUGGGAGGAGGUGACAGAGGCGGUUCUGGCAAAGGUGCUGAACUUGAAGACAAAGAAGGUGGCUAGUAACACUCUCGAGCUCUCCUCCAGUACCGCGAACUUAAAGAAGCACAUUGGAACGCUAAUAAGCAUUGUGCAGUCUGGCCAGAAGCUCGGUUCCGCAACACAAGGCGGAGGGGCUUGA
This is a messenger RNA of Leishmania mexicana MHOM/GT/2001/U1103, 2733 nucleotides long. RefSeq lists its product as hypothetical. NCBI's taxonomy places the organism in Eukaryota, Euglenozoa, Kinetoplastea, Trypanosomatida, Trypanosomatidae. The record is from RefSeq and is a predicted model, not a curated record. Gene Ontology annotation, biological process: cilium assembly. The coding region runs from base 1 to 2733 and encodes 910 amino acids. The transcript has a single exon. Gene Ontology annotation, cellular component: BBSome; membrane.